GGCCAUCCUCAUCACGAACCCCACCAAACAAACAAAAGCCGAACCCGGCUCCCCUCCUCCUCCACCUUCCCAGGAGCCCCCAAUCUCCCCUCCAAUCCCCCACCCCCCGCCGGUAGCCGAUCGCGUCGACGAUGCUGGGCGCCGCGAGGAGAUCCGGAUGCGUGCUCGGGCGGCUGGCGCAGGCCCUGCGCCCCGCGGCGGCGACGACCGGCGCGGCGAGGACCUACUCAUCGGCCCCGAAGGAGAUGAAUGUGCGUGAAGCAUUGAACUCUGCCCUUGACGAGGAGAUGGCUGCGGACCCUUCCGUUUUCUUGAUGGGAGAAGAGGUUGGAGAGUACCAAGGUGCAUACAAGAUAACAAAGGGUUUGUUAGACAAGUAUGGCCCUGACAGGGUUCUUGAUACACCAAUCACAGAGGCUGGUUUUACUGGCAUUGGUGUUGGUGCUGCCUACCAAGGUCUUCGACCUGUAGUAGAGUUCAUGACAUUUAAUUUCUCGAUGCAGGCAAUUGAUCACAUUAUCAAUUCAGCUGCCAAGUCGAACUACAUGUCAGCUGGUCAGAUAAAUGUUCCUAUUGUUUUCAGAGGACCAAAUGGUGCUGCUGCUGGAGUUGGUGCUCAGCACUCACAGUGCUAUGCAGCUUGGUAUGCACAUGUUCCAGGACUGAAGGUCCUAACUCCUUAUUCGGCAGAAGACGCUCGAGGCUUGCUGAAAGCAGCAAUCAGAGAUCCAGACCCUGUUGUUUUCCUGGAAAAUGAACUGCUGUAUGGUGAAUCGUUUCCUAUUUCUGCUGAAGUACUUGAUUCUAGCUUCACUGUCCCAAUCGGCAAGGCUAAGAUAGAACGAGAAGGAAAAGAUAUUACAAUUACUGCAUUCUCCAAGAUGGUUGGGUACGCGCUUCAGGCUGCAGAGAUACUGUCCAAGGAGGGAAUCAGUGCUGAGGUAAUCAAUCUUCGGUCAAUUAGACCAUUGGAUAGAGCUGCUAUUAAUGCAUCUGUUAGGAAAACCAAUAGAUUGGUAACAGUAGAAGAAGGCUUCCCACAACAUGGGGUUGGUGCUGAAAUAUGCAUGUCUGUUGUGGAGGACAGUUUUGAGUAUCUUGAUGCACCAGUUGAGAGGAUUGCGGGAGCUGAUGUGCCCACACCCUAUGCUGCGAACCUGGAAAGGUUGGCGUUUCCACAGGUUGAGGACAUUGUCCGUGCAGCAAAGCGGGCUUGCUACAGAUCAACGUCAAUGGCAGCAACUGCCUAAAUUCAAAUGAAACUUCUGUUUCUCGGCCUUCUCUUUUCUUUUAUGUCCAGAAAAUUUGUACCACAUCGCAUAAUGGGUUAUCUUCCCAACUCUCGUGAGCUAAUUUUGUAGAUCCGUUGUGGACCGUCGAUUCAGAUGUUCCCAUUUCAGCUGGAGGGAUGCAUACAGUCAUGGUUCACGCCUGGAAAAACUUGAAUUAUGCAACCUGUGGAGAUUUUACAUGACUGACGAAUAUGCUAAUAACAUGUACUACCUCUGUUCAUGUUUAAUCGACGAGAGGUACAUACGUUCGUAAGCUA
Lolium rigidum is the source of this 1549-nucleotide messenger RNA. Its product is annotated as pyruvate dehydrogenase E1 component subunit beta-1, mitochondrial. The coding region runs from base 132 to 1250 and encodes 372 amino acids. Gene Ontology annotation, molecular function: pyruvate dehydrogenase (acetyl-transferring) activity. The record is from RefSeq and is a predicted model, not a curated record. Lineage: Eukaryota; Viridiplantae; Streptophyta; Magnoliopsida; Poales; Poaceae. Gene Ontology annotation, biological process: pyruvate decarboxylation to acetyl-CoA. The transcript has 14 exons.